This is a messenger RNA of Sinocyclocheilus anshuiensis, 660 nucleotides long. Its product is annotated as enolase-like. NCBI's taxonomy places the organism in Eukaryota, Metazoa, Chordata, Actinopteri, Cypriniformes, Cyprinidae. Gene Ontology annotation, molecular function: magnesium ion binding; phosphopyruvate hydratase activity. Gene Ontology annotation, cellular component: phosphopyruvate hydratase complex. The record is from RefSeq and is a predicted model, not a curated record. The transcript is spliced from 3 exons. Gene Ontology annotation, biological process: glycolytic process. The annotation marks the transcript as partial.
ACUCUGAAAUAUGCAUCCAUUAUUUUAAUGAAUGCGCUCGUCUCGAAUCUACAGCAAAGUUCGGUGCUAAUGCCAUCCUGGGCGUUUCCCUGGCUGUGUGCAAGGCUGGUGCUACAGAGAAGGGCGUCCCCCUCUACCGCCACAUCGCAGACCUCGCUGGCAACCCAGAAGUCAUUCUCCCUGUCCCUGCCUUCAACGUUAUCAACGGCGGCUCCCACGCCGGCAACAAGCUGGCCAUGCAGGAAUUCAUGAUCCUGCCUGUCGGUGCCAGCAACUUCAAAGAGGCCAUGCGCAUUGGUGCUGAAGUUUAUCACAAUCUGAAGAAUGUCAUUAAGGAGAAGUACGGCAAAGACGCCACCAAUGUGGGCGAUGAAGGUGGCUUCGCUCCCAACAUCCUUGAGAACAAAGAAGCUCUGGAGCUGCUGAAGAAUGCCAUUAGCAAAGCUGGCUACACCGACAAGAUUGUGAUCGGCAUGGAUGUGGCUGCCUCUGAGUUCUACAAGGGUGGCAAGUACGACCUGGACUUCAAAUCACCUGAUGACCCGAGCCGUUAUAUCAGCCCUGACCAGCUGGCUGACCUCUACAGGAGCUUUGUCAAGGAUUAUCCUGGUCAGUGUCCCUGAUCUUUAGUGUUGCUGUGUGUGAGUAUGUGAUACUCUA